This is a messenger RNA of Uloborus diversus, 410 nucleotides long. RefSeq names its product ATP synthase subunit e, mitochondrial-like (gene ATPsynE). The transcript is spliced from 4 exons. Gene Ontology annotation, biological process: proton motive force-driven ATP synthesis. NCBI's taxonomy places the organism in Eukaryota, Metazoa, Arthropoda, Arachnida, Araneae, Uloboridae. Gene Ontology annotation, molecular function: proton transmembrane transporter activity. The record is from RefSeq and is a predicted model, not a curated record. The coding region runs from base 52 to 321 and encodes 89 amino acids.
GAGUUGAAGUAAACCUCGAAGUAGCAGUAGCAGUAGUAGCAAACAGCAAACAUGGCGGCUCCACAAAUCGAAUUGCCUGCUCCGCUCCGUGUUUCUCCUUUUAUUAGGGCUUGUAGAUAUGGAGCUUUAGCUACUGGAGUGGUAUAUGGUGUUCUUAGAUAUAAAUAUUUAAAAAGGAAAGAAACAAAAAUCAGAGAAUAUGAGCACAAGCAGAAGCUAAUUUUAGAUGCACAAAAAGCAGAAGCAUCCAAAGCAGCUAAUCGAAAUGAAAUGAUUUAUUUGGCUAAGGAAUGUGGUGUUCCUGUUCCUAAGGACUUUUGAAAAUGUUAUUAGAAUUUAGUAAUGAUUCACAGAAUUUAGAAGACUUUUGUUUGUAUUGUUCGUAUUAAAACUUUACUUGUAAAAUGUAA